CAUCCCGAAUCGCGUGGCGAGGAGACUCUGCUGCCCGACUGACCGUCCUCGGCGCCUCUUAUACCUUUACUCCGGUUUGCGCGUUCUUGAGGAACGUACGUGCCCGUUCCACGUUCCAUUCGAGAGAGAGAGAGAGAGCGCGAUUCAUACCCCUCUUUCAAAGAGUACCUCUACGUUGUACAUAAACAGCCAGAUUUCAUUCGUCGGUGGUGCACCUCGAAAAUAGCCAGGUCCGAGUUAAGAGCUUGUUCGCCAAUAAUUAUCGUACUUUUUUGAGAUCGUUCUCGGUUCGUUUGUUCACACGUUUCAUUUGCUCCGAUUUGACGCGCUCGACAGUUCAGGCAGACAGUGAUAUGGCACAGCUGAUCAGCGUCAAGCUAUCUAGGUUCGACGGAUCCCCCUGGGGUUUUCGUCUGCAAGGCGGCAAGGAUUUUGGCACGCCGCUUAUUGUGCAGAAGGUUAAUACUGGUUCCCCUGCGGAAGCUGCUGGUCUUAAAGCUGGCGAUGCGGUUAUUAAAGUCAACACCACCGAUACGUAUAAUUUAAGGCAUAAAGACGCGCAGGAUGUCAUAGUCAAGGCCGGAAAUAAUUUUGAACUGACUGUUCAAAGAGGUGGCAGUACCUGGAAACCGCAUGUGACGCCCGCAACCGCAAACCUGCCGUCUCCGAUACAUACUGCCUCCGCGGGUAAUGUUGCACCAGUCACAAAGACCUCUUUGGCAGCGAAGAAACAGGACGGAGCUCACAUCGGUGGCGGACACAACUUUAGCCCCAAGCCAUUCCUGAAUGGCACUGGCGACGGUCCAAUUAAAUCCAUCGUGAACAAACAGUACAACAGCCCCGUAGCGAUCUACAGCGAGGAAACCAUCGCGGAGACACUAUCGGCUCAAGCGGAAGUUCUUGCCGGAGGUGUCCUUGGGGUAAAUUUCAAGAAGAACGAGAAAAACUACAAUGCCGAGAAUAGCGAGGUUUUCAAAAUGGUCCAGGAAGCGGACAAAGAACCAAAGACCCCAGAACCUGCGGAGCCAAAUAUCGUGAGCGGCGUGAUAACGCCGUCCUCGCCCGCCCUGACAGGACUGAGGCCAGUCCAAGCACCGGAAACAAAGCCGCAGCCGUCGACGCCGCAGACGAGCUUACCACCAGGACAGAACAUUUGUGCCGAGUGCGAGAGGCUCAUCGUGACAGAAUUUUACUCCUCCGUGAGCCACGCGGUUGGCGGAAGGGCCACUUCACCGAGAUCACCCACGCCUCUGUUUCAUGCUAUGGGCGGGGGUGGUGGUGCGACUGACGAUAGCAGGAACCUCGUAUCGCCGGACGAAUCGAGGAAUCCGGAAACAUCGCAACAGCAAAAGCAGGAAUCUUCCGCCGGGUCGGGCUCAUCGACGCCGGGCGGUGUCGUUUGUAACAACUGCGACCGAUUGAUCGUAGGUGUCUUCGUCAGGAUCAAGGAUAAAAAUCUACACGUCGAAUGUUUCAAGUGCUCGACUUGCGGCACAUCCUUGAAGAAUGUCGGUUAUUACAAUAUCAAUAACAAAUUGUACUGUGACAUUCACGCGAAACUCGUCGCUAGGCAAGGUGCACCAGCUGGUCUCGUACCCCUUACUAUUCCUCCACCAGGUGGCAAAGCACCAGCUAGCACUAUUAGCGCGGCAUUGGCGAAUGCACCUUUAUCGCCGCCUCUCAGCAAUCACGGAUCGUCGCCUCAGCCAUUCUCCGCACCAACGAGCAACAAUCUUAUUGGUCCUAAACCCUUCGGUGGAUCGAGUGGUUUUUCAUCAAAUCUAUCCCCGAUUCCAACAUCAAAUAUCGGUACUUUGCCACGUCCUCAGAGCCAGACUGUGACAGAAAUUCCCAGUAGUGAAACUUACGAAAGGUCCUACUAUUACGAGAUCGCGGAGAGUACAAGAGACCAGUUUUCUCGUCCUGGCUCUGCAAAAUCCCGUCGGAAUCUUAUGUGGCCGCCUCCAAAACCCCUCGAAGAUAUCACAUAUCCUACCGCUAGUCCCAUCUAUAUCAAUCCAAAUUCUGUCCUCGACAGAAAGUGCCAACAGGCGAUCAAAGAGAAACGUGCCAGCAUUGAAGCUUGCGAGCGAGCUUUGAGCUAUAGAGCAGAAAAACAUCGAAACCAUUGGGAGAUCGAAAGAACGUCGAUAGAGCACGGAAUUGAUACAAUGGAUCGAGUGAGUUGUCCCGGACAACCGAUGUACCAACGCGUCGAGCUGGUAGAUUUCAACCGAAAUUCUCGAGCGGAUGUGACGACAUCGAGGCCAAGUUCGACCGACAGCGUCCGAAGAUCGUUGACGCCUACCAGAAUCGUUCAACCGAUUCCGAAACCGUGGACUGCAACUGUCAGCGGUGGCGGUACCAAUCUUUACGAGCAGAGUUACGCGAUACAGCGGGAAGAACAGCCUGGACAAGUCUGCAGUAAGAAGUUCGUGCAACGGGAGAUCUGUCGGGAAAGUAUAUCGGGCGGCAAGGAACAGCGAGCGUAUAAAACGGAAAUCUGUCGGCAAACCAUCUGCUCGAAACCACCCUUGCCGAUACCUAAGCAGGAACCAGCGGAAGUGGAGAAGGAAGUCGAUACCGAGAUUAUUGAUCUGAGAGACGAUGAGACGGACGACGCGGAAGCUUCGAAGGGAAUCCAGGGCGAACACGAUUUUAUCACCGAGACAGCUGAAGAGACCGUGAACGGUAUGCAUGUGAAGCAGUCGGCGACCUUCGAAAAAACCAUGGAAAGAGUGUCCUCGCCGGAGAGAUCUAGUACGCCGAUGAUUGAGAAGAUGGAAGAUGCGACGGAAUCUCAAUGCAUUGCGAAAAGAACCGAGACACAUAUUAAUCGGAAAGUGGAGGAUACGGCGGAAGAACGGACUAUUGAAGAAUCCGCUGAGACGGUUACAUCAGCCAUCGAUGCUCAACAGAUGUUGGAGAAGGUCAAGCAAGAGGAAGAGGAAAGAAUGAAAGAAGAGGAAGAAGAAGAGCGAAAGAAGGAAGAAGAAGAAAAGAAAAGGCGGGAAGAAGAAGAGCAAAAACGUCAGGAAGAAGCAGAGAGAAAAAAACAAGAAGAAGAGAAAGCCAAGAAGCAUGUGACUUUCAAUGAAGAAGAUGAAGAGGUUGAAGAAGUGCGAGAACAACCGCUGGGCAGGACUGUCGUACGAGAGGAACGAAUUACGGAAUCGGAUGGAUCCACUCCAGGACGUUGCAAGGUCACGAAGGAGACCUAUGAAGAGAUCACCGAGGAGGUUCUGGUCCAUGAACGCGUGAGAAGAAAAAAAGCUGUAGAAGACGAGCGUAGAAAGAGUUUACGGGAACAAGUGGAGGUUCAUCAGAGCCUUCGAGAUCAACAAGCACCGGAGAGACGGAAUGUCGUUGCGAGGUACAGCCAGCAGCCUCAGGAGACCAUGGAGACGUGCAAGAAAAAAGUGCAGUUCUUGAAGGAGACGGAAACGGGACCGAAACCUUUGCCGGAUUCAUCCGUAAAAAAUUCCACGCCGAAGGAAUGGAAAUCCGAGAUGGUGAACGCUUUGACAACUGCGCCUGAUCGAUCUUACGCAUCCUUAAACGCCACUUCUAGCGUAAAAGAACUUUACACCGAGGAAACUAUUUAUCUUCAUAAAUGUCGACCUAAACCACCCAAAAAAGAGCCUCGACCAAUCUCGCCCUUUCAGCAAGCGUUGACGAUAGCGCCCGAACGAUCCUAUACUCCUUUGAGUCGCGAAAUCGGGCCGGAAGAUCAGCAGAUCGCCGGUAGAUCGCAGACUCCGAGUCUUCAAGGUCAAAAUGGUCACUGCCCGCCGUUGAAUAUUCUGUACGGCAACGAGGAUACGACAAAAGAAUCUUAUUUUGCACGAGAGCAAUGUGUCAAACAGAAAGUUAAAGAAUCCGGACCACGACCUUUGCCUACACCGCCGCCCGAUCAUCGUCUGAGAGAUUCUUCAGCAUCGCCUGGAAAGAGAUUCCGACCAGAAACGUCAAAACCGAUUACGGCUGGUCUGAAAAAACCGGACGCUAUACCGGGGUACCAGAAAAAUCUAGUAACAAUGAAGUGGGAUCCGGUGGAAGGUCAGCCAUUUAUUCCUAGCAGAACGCCUACUCCGACACCUGCUAGAUCUAAAUCACCUGCUCAAGGACCACCCGAGCCACCAGCUUGUUACGUAAAAACUGCAGCCCCGAAGGUUCGAGAGGAUCCACCACCGUCGAAACGCGGCGGAUCGGUUCAUUUUCCGUCGCGCAAGACUAUUUCUUAUCACGUGGAGGAGGAUACUGACCACGGACAUAAAAAGGAAGAGUAUUCCGCUUCGAGGACCGUCAAUUACGACGAGAAGGAGACAAGCAGUCUUGACGCGGGUCCGACCGACGCGCUGUACGCUCAGUUUCAGGAAACAAGAUGCAUGACCAGCGAGGAAACCAACGAGCAACAAAACACUCAAGUGAAGAGAGCUCUUCAGGUAGUCGAGGAUUACGAAAAAUGCGAACGGAAGAAUAUAUUGCCACCGCAAAGUACGAAAGCAAGCGUCUGCGCCAUCAGCAAAGUGAGUCACACGAAGCCUACCUUGACGUGCCCUAUGAUAUCACAAAGCAGUUCUGCGUCGAACAGACAGCCGACGUACAACAGUUCGACAGAAGUGCGUCAUGUGCAAUACGGGAUUCCCUCGAAGUCUUGUUCGGAGACCGGGGUGACCGUUCUACCUUGCAAAGCGCAUUCGGAUCGUGGUACCAAGGCCGGCGUCGUCGUGGUACCCUGCGAGGAUUCCCAAACCGCCUGUCCUAAAUCCGGAAUCUACGUGACGUCUACGAACGACCGGUCGGGCGUGUGUACCGGAGUCGGCGGCCCCGGAGUUGGCGCAAGCUCCAAGAGCGGAUCAUUUGCCGGUAGCAGCGCGCCUAAACGCGGACGCGGCAUUCUGAAUCAGGCUGUCGGAGCGGGAUCGCGUAUACCACUAUGCGCUCACUGCAAUUCAUACGUCAGAGGGCCCUUCAUCACUGCUUUGGGUCAAAUCUGGUGCCCCGAUCACUUUGUCUGUGUGAACGCUCAAUGCCGUCGUCCUCUUCAGGACAUCGGUUUUGUCGAGGAAAAAGGACAGCUCUACUGCGAAUACUGCUUUGAGAAAUUUAUCGCGCCCUCGUGUAACAAAUGCAACAACAAGAUCAGGGGCGACUGUUUGAACGCAAUUGGAAAGCACUUCCACCCUGAAUGUUUCAAUUGCGCCUAUUGUGGCAAGCUUUUUGGCAACACUCCGUUUUUCCUGGAAGAAGGAUUGCCCUAUUGCGAAGCUGACUGGAAUGAGCUGUUUACCACGAAAUGUUUCGCAUGUGGAUUCCCAGUCGAGGCUGGAGAUCGUUGGGUGGAGGCCCUAAAUAACAAUUAUCACAGCCAGUGCUUCAAUUGCACGAUGUGCAAGAAGAAUCUUGAGGGACAAAGCUUUUAUGCGAAAGGCGGUCGCCCGUUCUGCAAAAAUCAUGCACGUUAAGAUCACAUACUCUCGACCAUCGCAAAUGAUCGAUGGGAUGAUGAGAAGAGACGAACAGGAAGAGCAAACUAAUGAAGAGGAGAGUCUAACGAAAAUAAGAAACGUACAGUGUUAAUACACGGAUUACAUUAUCGUGAUUACUUUCUUU
This is a messenger RNA of Nylanderia fulva, 5616 nucleotides long. The record is from RefSeq and is a predicted model, not a curated record. Lineage: Eukaryota; Metazoa; Arthropoda; Insecta; Hymenoptera; Formicidae.